This is a messenger RNA of Solea senegalensis (Senegalese sole), 1069 nucleotides long. It is a transcript of the gene meig1, whose product is annotated as meiosis/spermiogenesis associated 1. The record is from RefSeq and is a predicted model, not a curated record. Lineage: Eukaryota; Metazoa; Chordata; Actinopteri; Pleuronectiformes; Soleidae. Gene Ontology annotation, cellular component: nucleus. The coding region runs from base 498 to 752 and encodes 84 amino acids. The transcript is spliced from 3 exons.
AACGUAAUGUCGACAAUUUCAGGAAAUUAACAGGAUAUUGCAUCCAAGGUGACGUUUAAAAGAAACAGACGAAACUCGGUUCUAGAGUGUCACAUAUUAACGUUUAAAUGCACAGUAAUCGUAUACAAACGAAUAGUGUGCUGUUUUUUCCAGUUUUACAUUUUCUAUUGACUUUACGUGAGAUCGGCUGACAUUAAAAACGCAAACAAUGUUUUAUUUUCUUAAAAAAAGUUCUCACUUUUUCUAAUAACCCUUAACCCUUCUUUAUUUUUGAAGCAGUAGCGAAACCCAAUUCAUUAUUGGUGCAUUUUAACGUACACAUGACUAAUGUAAAGCGUAGAAAAUUUCAAUAAUUAGUUUUUCAGUGUUUUACACAUCAUCAUUGCUCCUGUUGAAGUUCAGCUUACAAUAAACAUGUCAUACAUACAUAUAUUUUUUAAAUAAGUGAAAAUGUUCUUGUAUUUUAAAGCGUCACUGAACAUUGAUGAUCACACACCAUGUCCAGUCCAAAAUCGAUGAGCAGAGCCACAGGAUGGAGUGAAGAGGUGGAAAACCUGUUCAGGUUCCAACAGGCAGGAUACAGAGAUGAAGUGGAGUAUGUUCAAGUCAAACAUGGAGCCUCGGUGGACAAAUGGCCGGAGAGCGGCUUUGUGAAGAAGCUCCAACUCCGCGACAACACGUUUUAUUACUACAACAGGAGACGGGAGUGUCCGGACCAAGACGUCCACAAAGUCAAAGUGUACGUGUAUUAGGGUGUCCUGCACCAUCGUCACCAUAGUCACCAUCGUCAUCAUCGUCACCAUCGUCAUCAUCGUCACCAUCGUCAUCAUGAUUCCUCUGUGAAGUCCUCUGGCUGAUUACAGCACUUAGACUCUCAAGUGCUCAAACAACACCACAAGGCAAAAUAAUCAUAUAUAAACAAUAUCAUUAUACAUCAAUGCUCCUAAAUACAACAAAAGGUCUAUGUUGUUCAUUAAGAAUCUUGAAAUACUAAAUAUCAUGUUCACUGAGAGGAAAUUGAGAACUUUAAAGCACACUUACAAUAAUAUAAAUUGUGUUUUUUCUUCUA